GCUCUGCCGACUGAGCUAUCCGGGCUCUAAGUAGGCAUGACCGUUUGAGGAAAAAUAAACGGAAUCUUUGUUCUCUACUUCCGGAAAAGUCGAUUUUUUUUUCAUCUUCAUUUUUGGUAGGACGCCUGUAGUUAUGUGUCCUUAACUUUGGAACGUCAUUUCAACAUGUUUUGUAAAUGUGCAGCGCGAGCUUCAAGGGCGCUGCGGCCUGCGCAUCCUCGGUGUGGAGUAUUAACGCUGCCCGCUCUAAGCAAUGCUGUAUCGGGCAGCGGAACGUUCUGGUCACGGUGGAUGUGCAAACGGGAAUCAAGUAACUCCGCCUGGAAUUCCAAGGUUCCUCAGGCACCCACAUGGGAGCCCAUAGCAGAAAACCAACUUCCACCGCCAACAAGAGUCUCACCAGAUUUAGUGGACAAGUUGGAGAGAUUAGCCCUUGUUGACUUUGGCAGUAAAGAAGGGGUGGACUGUCUGGAGAAAGCCAUUAGAUUCGCUGAUCAGCUUCAUGUCAUUAAUACUGAUGGUGUGGAGCCGACGGAUUCAGUUCUAGAGGACAGAGAGCUGUAUUUGAGAGAUGAUAGGGUAACAGAGGGUGAAUGUGCGGAGGAGCUGCUCCAGCUGGCCAAACACACAGUAGAGGAGUACUUUGUUGCACCUCCAGGGAACAUCCCACUGCCUAAGAGAGAAGAGAGAUCUGCUAUGCUUAAACACUCUGAAUUUUGACUGAAAUGUAACAUUGGAUCUGA
Molecule: messenger RNA, 743 nt
Organism: Sinocyclocheilus anshuiensis
Lineage: Eukaryota; Metazoa; Chordata; Actinopteri; Cypriniformes; Cyprinidae
Product: glutamyl-tRNA(Gln) amidotransferase subunit C, mitochondrial-like
Exons: 6
Coding region: 166-720 (184 amino acids)
Biological process (GO): mitochondrial translation; glutaminyl-tRNAGln biosynthesis via transamidation; regulation of translational fidelity
Cellular component (GO): glutamyl-tRNA(Gln) amidotransferase complex; mitochondrion
Source: RefSeq, a predicted model, not a curated record